Molecule: messenger RNA, 1053 nt
Organism: Giardia duodenalis
Lineage: Eukaryota; Fornicata; Diplomonadida; Hexamitidae
Product: DNA repair protein RAD51
Exons: 1
Coding region: 1-1053 (350 amino acids)
Biological process (GO): DNA strand invasion; reciprocal meiotic recombination; DNA recombinase assembly
Cellular component (GO): condensed nuclear chromosome; nucleus
Molecular function (GO): DNA strand exchange activity; ATP binding; double-stranded DNA binding
Source: RefSeq, a predicted model, not a curated record
AUGUCCCGAUCAGUGAAGAAGGCCCAAGAACAGUAUGUCCUCUCGACAAGCGUGUCAUGCACCCAAUCGGACACGGAGACCCCGGUUGUAGCCGGAGACGAGGCUAAGGAAACUUGGGCGCCAAUUGAGGAGCUGCACGCACUUGGAAUAGCGGCCGCAGACACCAAGAGGCUUCGUGAAUCAGGCAUUUUCUCCAUUCAAGGAGUACUGAUGCAAACGCAUAAAGAUCUAGGGCAGAUAAAGGGGCUGUCAGAGGCAAAAGUGGAUAAGAUCUUAGACGCCGCUCGUAAGCAUUCGCAACCAGGCUUCAUGAGCGGGGUUGUUGCACUGGAGCGUCGCCAGCGAAUCAGAAGAAUAUCUACUGGUUGUAGUGAUUUGGACGCUUUGCUAGGAGGCGGCAUAGAAUCCAUGGCAAUAACAGAAGUGUUUGGAGAAUUUCGAUCAGGCAAAACCCAGCUCUGCCACACCAUCGCUGUCACUGCUCAGCUGGAUGGCAGUAGGGUUGCCUACUUAGACACAGAAGGCACCUUCAGGCCUGAGAAAAUUGGGCCCAUUGCUGAGCGGUACAAGUUAGAUCCCACCACAACGCUGUCUAGGAUAGCAUAUGCUCGCGCGUACACACACGAGCAGCAGAUAGAGCUUCUUGCAGCAGCGGCAGAGCAGAUGUCAGAAAAAAAGUUUGCGCUAUUGAUUAUAGACUCACUCACAGCGCUGUUCAGGGUGGACUUCACAGGCAGGGGAGAACUUGCAGACAGGCAGCAGAAACUUGGGCAACACCUUGCUAGUCUGGCAAAGCUUGCAGACGAAUUCAACAUCGCGAUCUUCGUCACCAACCAGGUCAUGGCGCAGGUUGACGGUGCAGCGAUGUUCACUGCCGAUCCCAAGAAGCCGAUUGGGGGUCACAUCCUCGCCCACGCCAGCACCACCCGUUUGUACCUCCGCAAGGGCCGCGGAAAUAAUCGCGUGGCUAAGAUAUAUGACUCCCCAUCAUUACCCGAAGCAGAGGCGACAUUCGCCGUUGGAGAGCAGGGUGUCUGUGAUGCAGAGGAGUGA